Messenger RNA from Solanum pennellii, 943 nucleotides. RefSeq lists its product as uncharacterized. NCBI's taxonomy places the organism in Eukaryota, Viridiplantae, Streptophyta, Magnoliopsida, Solanales, Solanaceae. The record is from RefSeq and is a predicted model, not a curated record. The transcript is spliced from 3 exons. Bases 99 to 674 code for a protein of 191 amino acids.
UAAAAUUUCCAAACAUUAAAACUUGAGAUACUUUGACAUAUCGUCAGUCGGAAGAGGAGAAGAAGAGUUUGGAGAAAGGAUCGGAAAAAAUAAAGGAGAUGUCUUUGGUUGAUUAUGCAUCAUCUGACGAAGAAGAAGAGCUUCACGAACAACCCCAAGAAAACAAACAAUUCAGCAAAGCGGAAGAGCCCACCCAUCGACCCCCUUUGGAUCCAUUACCAACCACAAACGACAAUCGCCAUCUUCCUCAGCCUCAAAACCAGAGGACUAGUUCAUCAUUGAAUAAAGAAGCAUUACACUUGUCAAAUUUAUCGGAGUCCUCUAAACUGAAACUCCCUGAUGCAUCACUUCUAUUAAAUUCACCUACAAUGCCAGGCCAUCUUGGACACAAUACUGACCAUUCUUCCCGAGUUGCUGCAGCCAUGGCUGAAAAUGCAACAAGGAAGCGGGAUGUAAAUGUAUCAGCAUCCACUUAUCCACGCAGUAAGAUUCCUAAAGGAACUUUGCCUAACAUGAAGAAUGUCCCUGAAACAGGUGGUGGUCUUUUGCUCCCACCUCAACUUACCGGAAGAUGCUUUAACGAAAUUGUGCAGGAGCAAUAUUGUUACAGAAGACAUCAGCAAGCUAUUUCGGAAGAAGACCUCGUCUUAGUUGCACACAGAGUAAGAGAAUGAAGUCACUGUUGACCUAACUGUAGUUUAAUUUCAGUGGAUUCUGUAUCAGAUUCUAGUAGAAAUUGACAGAAAUGUUGUAAGAUAUUUGGUUAUGUUGAUACUAGGAUGGCUAUCAGCCGUUCUGGUUGUGUUUGAAGUGAUGGACUACUUUUUGUACAGAAUUUCUGCAACCAUAGUGUGUUGAUUGGUUCUCGAAAUAUGUACUUGCAAGACAUCAUCUGAGAGAGUGAAGAAUUAUAUUGAAUUGAAUAACCCUGUUUACAGCUGCA